AUGGCGCAGGACGAGUCCAAGAUCGCCUCUGCCCCGGUGGCUACUGCAGCAACAGAGGCUGAGGAUGACACAAAGGACGCCAAAGAUAUUUCUCAUGUCGAGCGGGUGCUCUCUGAUACGCUCGUCAAGGACCGAGCGGAUCUCUCCCGGAUGGACAAGGAGCUGCAGGAGUAUGCAGCUCGUGGUCAGGUCGAGGUGGAUCAAGCGACAAGCAAGCGGCUGCGACGCAUGAUCGAUCGUCGCGUGUUGAUAAUCAUGAUCUGCACGUACUUUCUCCAGGCCCUCGACAAGGGCACCAUGUCCUUUGCCUCUAUCAUGGGUAUUCGAGAUGAUUUGAGUUUACAGAAUGGCCAAAAGUACUCCUGGCUCACGACCUGUAUCUACAUCGCCGUCCUCAUUGUCGAGUAUCCGACCAACUGGAUCAUCCAGCGCGUCCCUCUCGCCAAAUAUCUCGGCAUCAAUAUCUGUCUCUGGGGUGCCGUGUUAGCCCUCCACUCUGCAUGUCACAAUUUCGCAGGGCUGGUUGCUGUGCGGACCCUGCUGGGUAUCUUCGAAGCCUGCUGCCAGCCAUCCUUCGUGUUGCUGUCCAGUAUGUGGUACAAGAGAGAAGAACAAGCUGCCACGGUCACCUACUGGUAUAUGAUGAACGGCGGCCAGCAGAUCGUCGGCGGGCUUCUAGCCUACUGUUUCAGUCUCAUCGGCAAAGACAAGGCCAUCCACUCAUGGCAAGGGCUCUUCAUGUCCUACGGCUGCCUCUCCGUGCUCUGGGGCCUCUUCGUCAUCUACUGGAUGCCCGAUUCGCCCAUGCGCGCCAAAUGCUUCUCCGAGGAGGACAAGCAUCUGAUGGUCGAGCGAGUGCGCGGCAACCAGACCGGCAUGCAGAACCGGAAAUUCCGCUCCUAUCAGAUGUGGGAAGCCUUCCGGGACCCGCAGAUGUACUGCUACUGCGCCAUCCAGAUCUUCACGACCCUGCCCACCAGCGGUCUCGGCGCCUUUGCCAACAUCAUCAUCACCGGCUUCCAGUUCACAGAACUGCAGACGCAGCUGCUGGCCAUGGUUCUGGGCUUCUAUAUCAUCAUCGUCCUGCUGAGCUCGGCGUGGCUGGUUAAGAAGACCGGACAGAACCUGCUGAUUAUGCUGGGGUUCGUCAUCCCAUCUUACGUCGGAACCAUCGUCCUUAUGACUGUCGAGAACAAGAACCUCGGCACCAAAGUUGGCCUCCUCAUCAGCUACUACAUCACGCUGUCGUUCUGGUCGGCCCAGACCCUCUGUCUCUCCAUGGUCUCGCGCAACAUCGCCGGCGCCACCAAGAAAUCUACCGUCGUCGCCGCAACCUUUGUCUCUUGGGCCGUGGGCAACGCUAUCGGGCCCCAGGUCUUCCUCGACAGAGACGCACCGCGGUACUUCAUCGCGUUCGGAGUCCACUUGGGCUGCUACACCGUCAUGACUCUGGCGGUCAUUUUCCUGCGCUUCUACCUCGUUUCGCAGAAUAAGAAGAAGGAUUGUCUGCUUCGGGAGAGUGGCCUGUCUGCGACAGAUAAUAACCUGACACAUGCGUUCGAGGACAGGACGGACCAGGAGAAUCCUUACUUCCGGUACAUCUACUGA
Aspergillus clavatus NRRL 1 is the source of this 1608-nucleotide messenger RNA. RefSeq names its product putative 2-ketogluconate transporter. Gene Ontology annotation, molecular function: transmembrane transporter activity. The record is from RefSeq and is a predicted model, not a curated record. Gene Ontology annotation, cellular component: membrane. Gene Ontology annotation, biological process: transmembrane transport. Lineage: Eukaryota; Fungi; Ascomycota; Eurotiomycetes; Eurotiales; Aspergillaceae. The transcript has 5 exons. Bases 1 to 1608 code for a protein of 535 amino acids.